GAAUUAUCUCCCUUGACGAAGGAUUUCUUGUUUUGAUUUUUUUUAUAUCCCUUCUAAAAAAACAAAUGAUUAUUGUAUAUGCAUCUUAGUUUAGAAAAUAAUGUAAAACAUCAUGAUUACUAAAUCCAAACAUAAAGAUGGACUAUGUGGGUCUUCCAGAGAGCAGUUACAUGCAAGAAUUGGCAGGGAGCUGUUCCUCUAUACACAGAGGCGUGAACUUGGAUGUAGAAAUUUUUGUUACACUAAUCCUCAUAGGAUUGUAGAUGACUAUGCAUCGCAACUGAUGCCACAGCUGUUUCAGGAGAAAGAAUACCGUCUCGGACAAAUAAAUAAAAUAUUUUCUUCUCAAUGGCUCAAUACAAAACAAAUUGUAUUCGGUACAAAAUGUAAUAAGUUAGAAGUACUGGAUUUAAACACAGGUAACCUGGAUCAUAUACCCUCUUUAAAAAGUAGUAAUAACAGUGUACCUGCUAGUUGUCCAUGUGGUAUUCACAGUAUUGCUGUCAAUCCGUCAAAAACUCUUCUUGCCACAGGAGCUGAAAAUACUAAUGAUUUAGCUGUGUAUAAAUUACCUACAUUUGAUCCAGUUUGUGUAGGAGAGAGAGCACACAAUGACUGGAUAUUUGAUAUUUGUUGGCUGGAUGAUGAAUUUCUUGUAACAGGUUCCCGGGACAGUCAUCUGGGAUUAUGGAGAAUUGAUGGCUUUGAUGACGUUGAUUCAUCACCUCUAAAUAGUUUACAGGUACCUGAGUACAGUAUUACAUCUCCUCUCCUUGUCAAGGAAUGUACGGACGCACGGAAAGUACGAGCUCUAGCUUACCAUGAUGAGAGAAAGGAAUUAGCAGUUUUGUCUUUAAAUGCAUACUUCCAUAUAUGGGAUGUAGAGACAUUUAAAAUGGUAAGUAAUAGCUUCUUAGAGGGUGGUAUACGAUCUGUUAGUUUCCAUGAAGAUAUUAUAACUAUAGGUACUGGUACAGGCCAUAUAUUAUUCUUUGAUCUGAAAGGAGGGAAAUAUCUUGAAAGUGGAUGCGGUUCAUUCUUGUGGCAUUGGUUUCUUGGCCCAAAGUUUCAGUUACAUGAUGAAAACUAUAUGGGAUUCUUCAUGCAUCAAUAUAACCAGGAAUUUCCGAAUGCAAUCUAUACACACCAAUAUGAUGACUCUGGUACAAGAUUAUUUGUGGCUGGUGGACCACUACCUGCAGGAUUAUGGGGAAAUUAUGCAGGAUUAUGGUCUUAGCAUUGCUAAAUGCUAGAUUUUAAACUUUUUUUCUUAUAUACAUAGUGAAGUACAAACUUGUUGUUGUUGUUUUUUUUUCCAUGCAUCAUGCAUCAGUGUUUGAGAAAGAUGAACUUGAAAGAGGAAGUAACAUUGUUUUUGUUGUAAUGAACAGGUUAAUUAUGCAGUUGAGUAGGAAAGUCGAAUAUGAUUAGUGAAAAUUGCAUCAAAAUCAUUUCAGUUUGUACCUAAUACUUACCACCAAAACAUGCUUGAAUAUUUGAUGCAUAUAUGUUAUGAAAUUUUUACAGCUAAAACUUCUUAAUCUUCCACUGACAUUCCUUAAAUGACUCCUUGGCCACAACAUUAAAUUAUUAAAAAAUGAAUACAAAUGAUAAAGGAAGCAGUGUUUGUGAUCCGAUUGCAAUAAUUACAACACUUCAGGGUUGUGGUAUUGUUGCACAAUGUUAACUAAAGGUGCUUAUAAAAAAUGAAAGGAUUCCAAAUUAAAUUUUAUCAAAAAUUAGUCAAUUUGCCUUUUUAUUUGUGUGUGUAAAUAUUAACAUGUUUUUUUUCAAAUGGAAGGGCAUUAGCAUACGAAGUAGAAGUUUUGCAAGAUUAUGUUCCUGCUUAAAAAUAAAACAAUCUAUGGUUGGCAAUUUAUGUCUGCUAACUGUUCAAUAUUUAUUCAGGCUGUGUACAUAAUUUUUUGUUGAAUUUGAUUUAUACAACUCUAUAGAGUGUGGCAUUGAAUCUUAUUUUUUGUAUAAAUUUUAAAGCGGAUUGGUCUACAAUGAGCACAUUUAUCAUAAUUAUUUCAAAUAUUGAUAAGAGUAAAAGAAAUGUAUGAUUAGGAAAUUCUUAAAAACAUAUUGCUUGGAAAAAAAUGUUCAAGUUCUAUAUGAUUCAGUAUGAACAAUAUUAUGAUGAAUAUUAAUAUUAUGAUGAAUAGUAUUUUGUUCUAGGAUACUUUUUAAUCAGCACUAUAAAGAUAUGUAAUAUCGGAUUAUGUAUCUCACACUUGCUGAAAGCUUCCAUAUACAAUUAUUUUGUGGUUUGUUGUUACAUAUGAUACUAAAUACUACCAACAUAAUUAUUUAUGGUUCUACAGACCUUCCAUUAUAGACCAAUUCACUUUAAGGUUGAAGUUCUGCAAUAACUAUCAAGGCUACAUGUCAGUUAUUCAUAAAUAUAUUUAACUGAUACAAAUUUAUUAAUAAAUUGAAAUACCAUAAUUUUGGUCUGAAAUUAGAUAGAAUAACAACACUUGGAAAACAAACACUAAGACUUUAAAGCAAGUUUAAGUUUCAUAUUAGUGUUGGAAGUCAAAUUACCUAAAAAAGUCUAUGGGGAUGAAGCAGGAGAUAAUAUCAUGAACAGUAACUACAAAAUCUGUUUUAAUACAUGCUUUGAAGAAUGAAUCUGCAUAUCAUGCAGUAAAUAAUAUUUUUGAGGUAUUCCCCUAGUUGCAUAUAUACUUUGUAUCAUUUGUUAAUUUUUUUGUGUUUUCUUAAAGUUUGUACAUUUUGUUAUAUUAUUGUUGACAUUGAUACUAUGUUAGUCUAUGUACAUGUAUAUUUAAUUAGAAUUGAAAUCAAUAAUUGUUAUUGGGUCAUUUAAAUGAAGGAAAUGUUUUCCAAACUAACUUAAGUAAUACAAAAUAGGUGUUCAUCUUUGUCGAGGAAUUGGAUAUAUUUUUGUGUAAUUUGUAUCGCUACUUUAUUACUUGUGGGUCAGUUGCCAUGUAUUAAGAAUGUCUUAUAAAUUUUCAGAUAUUGUUUAAUUGUGUUAUUACUGCUGUGAAUGUUAUAUGUUUAUGAGAAUUAUUUCUUGUAUUUAAUAAAAAAUUGGAACAUGAUAUUGUAUGUCCCAGAUGAAUUGCAGCUUAAACUUUGAGGCAUUCACACAGUGUUAAUGUUUGUUCAUAAAAUUGCUGAAAAAAAAAUGUUUAAAGAUAGCUGUACUUUUAUGUCACUUUUGAUGAAAUAUUACCAUUAGCUCAAUUAGUUUAAUUGUUACACUGAUGUAAUAGACCUACUCUGGAAUUAAGAACCUUUUUUGGUUUUUCCUAUCUAAGACAUAGGUACAAACAAACUUUAAGAGUUACAGCUUUAAAAAUAAGUGCAACAGGUUGACUUAUAUAUUGUGACGGGUAGUGCACCGUGAAGCUGUAAGGUAAAAGUUUGUUUGUAUCUACAGAUUAGCUGGGAAAAACCCACAUUUGCCGAGAUCCAGAUAACAUCUAUAAGGUUGGUGGGAAAGUAUUAAAAGGCCAGAAAAAAAAAAAACUGCUCAUGUAUAGGGAAUAAAAUAGAUAUUCAGAUAAGAGUAUAGUCUAGAAAAUGUCAUUGAAUUGACACUCCAUAUAUAUGAAUUUUUAGAUUUGCUCCCUUCCUGUUGGGUCCUUUUAAAGCUUUGCAGUUUUAUUUCACCUACAUUUAUUAUCACCUCUAGAUUUAAUUUACAUUUUUCAAAUAUUGGUAUAAACUACAAUUGUACAUGUGCCUCAUUUAAAUUUUUUGGAUUAGUUUCUAACAUUCAUAUUUGGAGCAGUUAUUUUCUUUAUUUUGACAUUUUAAGAUUUGCAGUGUUAAAUAUGUUACUUAUCAUUAUUAUUUUUUGUUAUUUUUAAUAUUGUUUUAGCUUGAAGGAUGUAAAAUAUUCAUUUGUGUCGAGAAAACUUAUUGUAUAAAAUGUGUACAUAGCAUUUUGGUUUUUUAGAAUUGAUCACAAAUUUACUGCA
Molecule: messenger RNA, 3959 nt
Organism: Ruditapes philippinarum (Manila clam)
Lineage: Eukaryota; Metazoa; Mollusca; Bivalvia; Venerida; Veneridae
Product: DDB1- and CUL4-associated factor 12-like
Exons: 9
Coding region: 113-1237 (374 amino acids)
Cellular component (GO): Cul4-RING E3 ubiquitin ligase complex
Molecular function (GO): protein binding
Source: RefSeq, a predicted model, not a curated record